Camelina sativa (false flax) is the source of this 2322-nucleotide messenger RNA. NCBI's taxonomy places the organism in Eukaryota, Viridiplantae, Streptophyta, Magnoliopsida, Brassicales, Brassicaceae. The record is from RefSeq and is a predicted model, not a curated record.
AAUGAACAAAUCCUUAAACUCCAUUUCUUAAUUUUCUUAACAAUAAUAAUGAAGAACUCUACUGCGAUUUUGCUCACUUCUUCCUUUAUUCUUCUCCUUCAAACCCUCCACGGCGUUAAUGCCGGUUUCGUCUGCAUCGGAAGUUCCUUCCGUACCAAUAGCAGCUACCACAAAAACCGUGACUCUCUCUUCUCUACUCUUUCUGAUAAAGUCACAACAAACGGUGGAUUCUACAAUGCUUCACUCGACGGAGUUCACGUUCUUGCCUUCUGUAGAAGAGACUACGAGAGGCAAGGUUGUAUCGACUGCGUCGAAAAAUCCAUUCGACAGAUUAAAACAAGUUGUUCUAACCUUGUUGAUUCGUUCAACUGCGACAGUGACGAUAGAGACCGUGUUUCUUGUUUUGUACGUACCACAAAUCACUCAACUUAUAGGCUACCCGAGUUUGGGCCGGCUACGCUUGAUCCGAGCCCUCUUGCUAUCGACACAUCCACCAAGAACAUGACCCUGUUCCGCCAAGAAUGGGAUGCAAUGGUUGACCGGGCACUCGAGGCUGCAACCGUUGACACUUCCACAGCGGUUCUUAAGUAUUACGGUGCUGUCAAAGCAGAGUUCACUGAGUUUCCAAAUGUUUACAUGAUGAUGCAAUGCACACCGGACAUAACUUCAGACGAGUGCAAGAAAUGUUUGCAAGAGUCCGUUACCUAUUUUAAAAAUCAGUUCUGGGGAAGACAAGGAGGCGGGAUUUGUCGACCGAGCUGUGUUUUCCGGUGGGAUCUUGAUGCUUUUUACGGCGCUUUUGCUAAUGUAACAAGAGUUUCUGCGCCUCCUCGAGCUUUGGUUCCUCGAGCACAAGCCAUGAAUGAUAAACAUUGUCGAGUGGUAAAGGGAGGAGGAAUUAUUGCGAUAUUCGUGGUUCCUAGUUUCAUUAAUCUUCUCGUGUUUAUCGGUCUGAUCAAAGCCUAUAGUCGGAUAAGAAAAUCGAACAACAGAAUCAAUGAGCAGCAGGGUGAUUCUGGUGGUCAAUCUAUGCUACGGUUUGAUUUUGGCAUGAUACUAAUCGCAACUGAGGACUUCUCCUCUGUAAAUACGAUUGGCCAAGGUGGAUUUGGAUCUGUAUACAAGGGGAUAUUACCAGGCGGGCAGGAGGUAGCGGUAAAGAGAUUAAAAAAAGGCUCAGGACAAGGAGAUAUAGAGUUCAAGAACGAGGUUUUACUCUUGACAAGACUCCAACAUAGGAACCUAGUUAAGCUUUUUGGUUUUUGUAAUGAAGGAGAUGAACAGAUUAUUGUCUACGAGUUUGUCCCAAAUUCAAGCCUCGACAAUUUCAUAUUUGAUGAAGAGAAACGUUUGCUACUAACGUGGAACAUGAGGUUCAGAAUUAUAGAAGGCGUUGCACGAGGUCUUCUUUAUCUACACGAAGAUUCUCAGCUAAGGAUUAUACACCGAGACUUGAAGGCAAGCAAUGUCCUUUUAGAUGCAGAUAUGAAUCCUAAAAUUUCAGACUUUGGGAUGGCAAGGUUGUUCAACAUGGACCAGACUCGAGCAGUGACAAGAAAAGUAGUUGGAACCUUGGGGUAUAUGGCUCCUGAGUACGUUAAGCACAGAAGAUUUUCAGUCAAGACAGACGUUUACAGUUUCGGAGUCGUGCUUCUCGAGAUGAUAACGGGUCAAAGUAACAAGAACUAUUUCGAAGCCCUAGGGCUCCCUGCAUAUGCAUGGAAGUGUUGGGUUGCGGGCGAGGCUACCAGUAUCAUCGAUCAUGUACUGAAUAGGAGCUCGACAAACGAAAUCAUGAGGUUCAUCCACAUUGGUUUGUUGUGCGUUCAAGAGAAUGUUGCAAAAAGACCAACCAUGAGUUUGGUUAUUCAAUGGCUUGGAAGUGACACUAUCGCGAUUCCUUUACCUACAGCUGCUGGUUUCACCACAAAUUUUCCUGUCGAACUGCAUGGAACCAAUGCAUCGAAUCAAGCCGAAGGUGGAGCUGGCACAUCGUCUUUGAAUAAGCUCUCAAUCACCGAGUUAAGUCCUCGUUGAAACUGAGAUCUAAAGGUCGGUUUUUAUUAAGAAAAAACAGGAAUCUUUAUUGAUCUUACCAAGGUUCGUUAGAAGAGACGAUAUAUAGUUAUACAAGCUCUCAUAUCGAAUCUAGACUCACGCAGGACCCAAGUGUUCACCAAUUAACUAAUUGGAUGAAGAAUAGUGUUUACUUUUAUAGUACUUCAAUUACAAUUGCAUAUUUGCAGGACAAUCCUUGUAAUCCUUCUUUGCGUUUAACUUCUUUCAUUUACAUCUAAAUAAAUUGUACUCAUUUGCGUUUAA